AUGCCGUGUUCUCAGGGUGAAGGUUCUGACUCGGCCCACUUCCCAGCCAAGGGGUUCUGGAUCUGCCUGUCGGCGCUGCUGCUCCUGGUCGCCAUGGCGAUGGGACUGACCGGCUAUCUUGCGCUGACCGGGCCGGGCUCUACGUCCCUGCAGACCGUGCGGCUGACGGCGCCGGACCAGACGGGGGUUCUGCUCAACCAGACGGCCGUUUUGGACCCGCAGAACCACCUGGUGACACUUUCCGUCACCGCGGCAGGAAACCAGACGUCCACGGUUCUGUUCGACGUCAAACAUGGCCUGAUCUGCUACCGACCUGCAGACCAGCAGCGCUGCUUCCUGCAGACCAUGGAGCGCUCCGACUACGACCACGUGGGCUCCCUGCUCAGCGGACCGCAGAACCAGGUGAACGGGCUCAGCAGCGGUUCGGUUCUGUCAGGCUCAGCAGUGGUUCGAUUCAGUUUGGUUCUGUUGGGCUCAGCAGCAGUUCGCUUUGGUUCGGUUCUGUCGGCCUCAGCAGUAGUUCGGUUCGGUUCUGUCGGGCUCAGGCAGCUGCAGCUCUCCCUCCGUGGCCUCCAGGCUGAAUCGGCGAUCCGAUCCGGGCGGAUCCGCUUUCAGCAGCGACCCGACCGGGGCACAAUGGUCGCUCUGUGCGAAGCCUCUCAAAGGGCCGACUGUUCCUGCUGGUCAGAUUAGAGGCGGAGUCCAGUUCCACGCCAGGUAUGAUUUCUGCUGGAUUAUCUGAUUUCUAACAAUAAUCUGAGGCUGAACGGAGCCGGGUUUGUUCCUGCAUGGACAGCAGCAGAGAGUAAUUUAAUCUGUCAUGGAGGAUUGCAGGCCAAUGAGUUUACUAUCGGAAGACCGCUGCGUCCAUCUGGUUUGUCGUCAGUCAUCAGCAGUUCUUUAAGCUCAACAUGAUUCCUGCUGGUUCUGGUUCCGGUUCUGUAAGCCUUUGUUGGUGUGGACGUCUGAACGGCGACCCUGUCCUUGCAGGGAGACGUCCAGCUGUCUGGGAACGAGACGCAGAGGCGGACGCAGUUCCUGGGCGUGAUGGCGGGCGGUCAGGUGGGCGUGGCCUCGCUGGACGAGCCGCUCCGGACGCUGUGUCGGGACAGAACCGUCCACCGGACCCGCAGGACCGACGGUGAGAGCAGAAACAUGCCACUGAUGAGACAAAGGUUUUCCUUCCACUCAACUCUCCACUCAUACACACAGCAAUGACUCUCAGGCUGCUAACUGGUGCUAAUACAUGAAAAUAAAACGGAAUCAGUUUUAAUCCCAAUCAAUAACCGAUCAAACUGCAUCUGUCUGCGUCAUGCAGCCUGGGAGAAGGAAGGACUCAAACCAGCAGAAACAUGUGACGAACUCUGACCUUUCAACUGACUGAAAGGUCGUUGUGUCCCUGAACGCUCAGUCAGCAGAGACCAACAUGCUGCUGCCGUUUCUGAACUUACUGCCAAAAACUAACAUUUAGCCUGAAGGAAUAGAAAUGUUUUGUUAUUCAGAGUCAUAUUUUCACCAUUUUAUUUAUUUAUAAAUGU
Molecule: messenger RNA, 1538 nt
Organism: Xiphophorus couchianus (Monterrey platyfish)
Lineage: Eukaryota; Metazoa; Chordata; Actinopteri; Cyprinodontiformes; Poeciliidae
Gene: bricd5
Product: BRICHOS domain containing 5
Exons: 3
Coding region: 1-693 (230 amino acids)
Source: RefSeq, a predicted model, not a curated record